Molecule: messenger RNA, 546 nt
Organism: Drosophila melanogaster (fruit fly)
Lineage: Eukaryota; Metazoa; Arthropoda; Insecta; Diptera; Drosophilidae
Exons: 3
Coding region: 1-546 (181 amino acids)
Source: RefSeq, marked reviewed
AUGAUAAACCAGGUCAGAGGUUAUAAACAAAUUAAUAGGCAAUAUACAAUAGCUUUCACUAAAACACAGAUUUAUUCUCAUAUCGAGUUCACGAACUUCAAGUGCACAUCCAUGGCUAAGGACGUGGCCGAUAUCGAAUACUGUUUUCUAAAAUCAGUUAAUCGAACUUAUCAAUACCUCUCCACCCGGAUUAAGGUAUUAAAAUUACUGAACAGCCUAAAGGUGAAUUUUGGAUUGCACCAGCAGAUCAAUGGGUAUAAGCCCUUCCUAUACAACAUCACUAUUGACGGUUGCCAAUUCAUGAAGAACACAAAGUCCAAUGUAGUCGCCAAAUACUUUUACGAUUUUAUAAGGAAUAUCAGCAACUUGAAUCAUUCCUGUCCGUACAACCACGACAUUAUAAUGGAGAAACUUACCUCUGAGACUAUUAAUUCCCGACUACCAAAAACUCUGCCCUUUCCCACAGGAAACUACAUGUUUCAGACCUAUUGGAUUGCCAAUGAAAAGUACCGUGUGGUAACCAAGAUAUAUUUCUGUCAUUAUUGA